This is a messenger RNA of Chelonoidis abingdonii (Abingdon island giant tortoise), 2477 nucleotides long. It is a transcript of the gene AMDHD2, whose product is annotated as amidohydrolase domain containing 2. The record is from RefSeq and is a predicted model, not a curated record. Gene Ontology annotation, molecular function: N-acetylglucosamine-6-phosphate deacetylase activity. Gene Ontology annotation, biological process: N-acetylglucosamine catabolic process. NCBI's taxonomy places the organism in Eukaryota, Metazoa, Chordata, Testudines, Testudinidae.
UCCCUACCCAAUCAGCUGAGCAGGCUCACCUGACCGUGCGCUGCGGCAGCAGGAGCGGGCAAAGCCGUAGGGGUAUCAGCAGCCUGUCAGUGCAGUCCUUCUCCAAAGUCAGUAUGGGAUGCUGAGUGAGAAGUGCAGUUUCACAAGCUGAAAAGGUUGAAGAGCUCGGAUUGAUCUUCCCAGGAACUGAGGUGUUUUCUCAAAGUCCCGAUGAUGCCGUCUAAUAAGUCUGUCUCGGAUGCUCCAAUCUUCCAGUUCACUAACUGCAGGAUUCUGAGGAGUCACCAGCUGCAAAGGGAGGAUCUGUGGGUGCGAGAGGGAAAGAUCCUCAACCCAGAGAAACUGUUCUUUGAUGAGAAGGGAUCUGCUGAUAUUCAGCUGGAUUGUAAGGACAGCGUCAUCGCCCCUGGAUUCAUUGAUGUGCAGAUUAAUGGGGGCUUUGGGGUGGAUUUCUCCUUGGCCGUGGAUGAUGUCCAAUCAGGGAUCUCUCUGGUGAGUCAGAAGAUUCUCUCCCAUGGCGUGACCUCCUUCUGCCCAACGCUGGUGACCUCCCCGCCAUCCGUCUAUCACAAGGUUCUUCCUCAGAUCAGCAUAAGAAAUGGAGGGCCUCAUGGAGCUGGUAUCCUGGGGGCCCAUCUGGAGGGGCCUUUCAUAAGCAAGGAGAAGAAGGGGGCGCACCCAGAGCACUACCUCAGCACCUUUGAGUCGGGAGCUUUCCAGGACCUGCUUGCCACCUACAGGCACCUGGACUGUGUCCGGAUUGUCACUCUGGCCCCUGAGAUGAAGAGGAGCAGUGAGGUGAUCCAGGAGCUCACCAGACGGGGCAUCUGUGUCUCGCUGGGACAUUCCGUGGCUAAUCUGUCUCAGGCAGAGGAAGCUGUCCGGCAUGGUGCUACUUUUAUCACCCAUCUCUUCAAUGCCAUGUUACCUUUCCACCAUCGCGACCCUGGAAUCGUGGGGCUGCUGACGAGUGACCAGAUUCCUGCCAGGCGGAGGGUGUUCUAUGGCAUGAUAUCAGAUGGGAUCCACACCAACCCUGCAGCUCUGAGAAUUGCACAUCGAGCACACCCCAAAGGCCUGGUGCUGGUGACAGAUGCCAUUGCUGGAAUGGGGCUGGCCCCAGGGAAGCACACCCUGGGCCAGCAGGUGAUCGAGGUGGACGGACUGAACACGUACAUUGCAGGGACGAAGACCCUGAGUGGCAGCGUAGCAACCAUGGACUCCUGUGUUCGGCACUUCCUGGAAGCCACAGGAUGCACUGUGGAGACAGCCUUGGAGGCAGCAUCCCUACAUCCUGCCCAGCUCCUGGGAAUUGAGCACCGAAAGGGGACCCUGAACUAUGACAACGAUGCAGAUUUCCUGCUGCUGGACGACAGCUUACAGGUGCGAGCCACAUACAUUGCAGGUGAACGGGUCUGGAGUCAGGACACCUUCACUAUAUGAAACUAGAGACUCACCCGGGACUGGCAGCAUUCCCACAACCCUGGUGCCAACUACCAGCUCCCCCAAGCGCCAUGCUCAGUGGUCACUGGCAGCCGCAUUGUCCUCUCCCUCUCAAAGAAUGCUUUUUUAAGACCUUGGUGUUUCUUCCUCCUGCGUCACCCUUGAAAGUACCAAAGAACUAAGUGUUCCAGAGCAGCUCUUGCUUUCAGUUGCCAGACCUCCUUGCAAUGAGUUUGUCAGCUCUCUGCUAGACAAGAGGUAAAAGAGUAGGUGGAGUUCUGCUGCUGGGAUCACUCUACAAUGGAGCCACCUGAAGGACAAGGUGCCUGUCUGUCUCUGUCCUCUCUCUUGAGCACUGGAUUUGAGCCCUGCUGUAGAGGAAAGGGAAGCUGCUCCGUGUGCUGUUCUGUGUUGAUAUGUGCCCACAUAGGCCUAUGUGGAUAUCACAGCACACACACACACAUUAACUUCACUUCCCAGAAUAGACCUUUGGCUGUUCCCUUUGUCUCUCACCAUAGGGCCUCCUAAUGCCAGAGUGUUGACUUCCCAAUGUUCAUCUGUCAUUUUCUAGAGAAAUCCUAGUGGCCUUGAAGCAGCUCUGCUGACAGCCUGCAAUCUGGCUGGGAGCCUGGGGAGGGGGCGAUGACUCUACCUGGCACUGUCAGCCACGGGCCGUGAGUUCAUGUCACACCCUUGAUGUCCUGUACCCUGAAGCAGAGUGCUCACCACCUCGCUCAGGCCGUGGGCAGCCUAGUGCCUUGUAUUGCUCCCUGGCAUGAGACCCUCACCACCAACUUUCCUCCUGGGCUGAAUCCUCAGGGCUGUGUACAAACCCAUGAAAAGCAGGAGCUGCUGGCUCUUAAUGUUGUCUUGCUGCGUGGGCAGUGAUUUUGUCUGCAGGGUGCAUGGACUUCGUUCUGCAACAGAAAGCAAUGUUGUUCUUGAACUACAUAAACAUUCAAAGUGGGUCUUACAGGCUCUAGUAUAUAUUUCCAUCUGUAUUACACUAAUAUGGUUGGAGAGCUUCCCGAGGA